AUGGCUGGCAUAAAACCCACAGACGUAGUGCCCUCUGCGGCAGUUAAGUUCUUCGGAGCUGGCACCGCAGCCUGCAUUGCUGACCUAGUCACCUUUCCACUGGACACGGCCAAAGUUAGACUACAGAUUCAGGGAGAGUGUCAGAAAGGAUCAAGUGCAAUAAAGUAUCGGGGAGUGUUUGGCACCAUUACCACCAUGGUACGCACAGAGGGGCCCAGAAGUCUUUACAAUGGACUGGUGGCAGGACUCCAGAGGCAGAUGAGCUUUGCUUCCGUCCGAAUUGGCCUUUACGACUCCAUGAAGCAAUUCUACACUCGAGGAACUGAUAGUGCUGGGAUUGUUACUCGGCUCAUGGCAGGGUGUACCACAGGAGCCAUGGCUGUGGCGUUUGCACAACCCACUGAUGUGGUGAAAGUGCGGUUCCAAGCCCAGGUACGAAUGGCAGAUGGUGUGAGGAGAUACAACGGCACACUGGAUGCCUACAAGACGAUUGCCCGAGAUGAGGGCGUGAGAGGCCUUUGGAAAGGUUGCAUGCCCAACAUUACCCGUAACGCCAUUGUCAACUGUGCAGAGUUGGUGACCUAUGACCUGAUCAAAGAAACCAUCUUGAAGUAUGACUUAAUGACAGACAACCUGCCAUGCCACUUCACCGCCGCCUUUGGUGCAGGCUUCUGCACAACAAUUGUGGCUUCCCCUGUGGAUGUAGUCAAAACACGGUUCAUGAAUUCACAAUCUGGCCAGUACAACAGCGCUAUGAACUGUGCUCUCACCAUGCUGAGAAAGGAAGGACCCACAGCCUUCUAUAAAGGGUUCAUGCCUUCUUUCCUGCGACUGGGGUCCUGGAACAUUGUGAUGUUUGUGACAUAUGAGCAAAUCAAACGGGGUAUGACCAGAGCACAACAGUACUGGGAGUCACCAAUGGUUGGCUUUGGACCGGCAGAUGUUCCUCCAUCAGCGGCUGUGAAGUUUGUAGGAGCAGGAACUGCAGCAUGCUUUGCUGACCUGCUCACUUUUCCGCUGGACACAGCCAAAGUGCGGCUGCAGAUCCAAGGUGAGACUGGGGGCUCUGCAGUUUUAGAGAGAGGGUCUACAGUGAAGUAUCGUGGAGUGUUUGGCACCAUCACCACUAUGGUUCGUACAGAAGGGCCCAGGAGCCUUUACAGUGGACUGGUGGCAGGACUUCAGAGACAGAUGAGCUUUGCCUCUGUCCGUAUUGGUCUCUACGACUCUGUAAAACAGUUCUACACCAAAGGCUCAGACCAUGUAGGUAUCGGCAGUCGCCUGCUUGCUGGAUGUACUACUGGUGCCAUGGCGGUUGCUUUGGCUCAGCCUACAGAUGUGGUGAAAGUCCGCUUCCAGGCACAGGCGAGGUCUACAGGGAAUGCCAUUCGCUACUGUAGCACCAUUGACGCUUACAGGACCAUUGCUAAGGAAGAGGGCAUUCGUGGCCUGUGGAAAGGUACAGCUCCGAACAUCGCUCGUAAUGCAAUUGUUAACUGCACUGAACUGGUGACAUAUGACUUCAUCAAGGAUACACUUUUGAAGUCUACUCCCCUGACAGAUAAUCUGCCCUGCCACUUUGUAUCAGCCUUUGGUGCAGGGUUAUGCACAACAGUGAUCGCCUCUCCAGUUGACGUGGUCAAGACAAGAUACAUGAACUCGGCCGUCGGCCAGUACGGCAGUGUCCUCAACUGUGCUGUUGCCAUGAUGACCAAAGAGGGACCACUUGCCUUUUAUAAGGGGUUCAUGCCAUCUUUCUUACGCCUGGGCUCCUGGAAUGUGGUGAUGUUUGUAACAUACGAGCAGCUCAAACGGGCCAUGAUGGCAGCAAAUCGCAACUACACAACUAUUCUGUAAUCAUU
This is a messenger RNA of Scomber japonicus (chub mackerel), 1862 nucleotides long. Its product is annotated as mitochondrial uncoupling protein 2-like. The record is from RefSeq and is a predicted model, not a curated record. The transcript is spliced from 12 exons. Bases 1 to 1857 code for a protein of 618 amino acids. Gene Ontology annotation, cellular component: mitochondrial membrane. Gene Ontology annotation, biological process: mitochondrial transmembrane transport; mitochondrial transport; adaptive thermogenesis. Gene Ontology annotation, molecular function: oxidative phosphorylation uncoupler activity. Lineage: Eukaryota; Metazoa; Chordata; Actinopteri; Scombriformes; Scombridae.